This is a messenger RNA of Chelonia mydas (Green sea turtle), 1078 nucleotides long. Its product is annotated as olfactory receptor 52E2-like. Gene Ontology annotation, biological process: G protein-coupled receptor signaling pathway. Gene Ontology annotation, molecular function: G protein-coupled receptor activity; olfactory receptor activity. Gene Ontology annotation, cellular component: membrane. The transcript has a single exon. Bases 68 to 1015 code for a protein of 315 amino acids. The record is from RefSeq and is a predicted model, not a curated record. NCBI's taxonomy places the organism in Eukaryota, Metazoa, Chordata, Testudines, Cheloniidae.
CAGAGGAACGUACAGUACAUGCAGGAGACGCCGUUCUGCAUCAGGGUUGGAUACUUUCUCCUACUCCAUGUCAGAUUCCAACACGACCGACUUCACCAACCCCUCCAAUUUCAUCCUUCUGGGCAUUCCUGGCCUGGAAUGGGCACAUGCCUGGCUCUCCAUCCCAUUCUGUGCCAUAUAUGCCAUAGCCACCUUGGGGAACAUCACCAUUCUAUUUGUCGUGAAGAGGGAACUGAGCCUCCGUGCCCCCGUGUACCAUUUCCUCUGCAUGCUGGCAGUCAGCAACCUGGUCCUGUCUACAUCCAUGCUGCCCAAAAUGCUGACCAUCUUCUGGUUCAAUUCCAGGGAGAUCAAUUUCAGUGCCUGCCUCACCCAGAUGUACUUCAUUCAUGGCUUCUCAGUGAUGGAGUCUGGGAUUCUCGUGGCCAUGGCUUUUGAUCGCUAUGUGGCCAUCUGUGAUCCCCUGAGACAUUCCACCAUCCUGACAAACCCCGUGGUGGCCAAGAUUGGCCUGGCUGUGGUGCUGCGUGGUGGCAUGCUUGGACUGCCCUGUGCCUUGCUGGCGAGGCAGUGGCCAUAUUGCGAAACCAACAUCAUCCCCGAUACAUACUGCACACAUAUAGCCGUGGUGAAGCUGGCUUGCGCUGAUAUCCGCAUCAGUAGUUACUACGGCCUCUUUGUGCUAUUCUGUGUGUUGGGUCUGGAUAUGUUUUUAGUUGCAUUGUCCUAUACCCAGAUCCUCAGGGCCAUCUUCAGCCUCCCCACAAAGGAUGCCCGGAUCAAGACUUUGGGGACCUGCAGCUCCCAUCUCUGUUCCAUCUUAGUCUUUUACAUCCCAGCUGUCUUCUCCUCCCUCACGUACCGGUCUGGCCAGAAUGUGGCCCUGCAUUUCCGUGUUCUCAUUGGCAACUUGAACCUCCUGGUGCCCCCCAUGCUAAACCCCAUCAUCUAUGGGGUGAGGACCAAACAGAUCCGGGACAGGCUGCUCCGGCUCUUUUUUCAUAAAGACAUCUAAAUUUUUCUCCUGGUGCUCUGGCUUUCAGACUGACCUCCAUGCAGAGCUGUGUGGUGAGAUGGU